Tarenaya hassleriana is the source of this 1424-nucleotide messenger RNA. Its product is annotated as thaumatin-like protein 1b. The record is from RefSeq and is a predicted model, not a curated record. NCBI's taxonomy places the organism in Eukaryota, Viridiplantae, Streptophyta, Magnoliopsida, Brassicales, Cleomaceae. Gene Ontology annotation, cellular component: extracellular region. Gene Ontology annotation, biological process: defense response. The transcript is spliced from 3 exons. The coding region runs from base 119 to 1120 and encodes 333 amino acids.
UGCUUCUCCAUCACAUUUUCCCAUUCAGAAGCUCUCGCAACGAAGAAGAAGGAGAAGAAGAAACAAUUCAUUAAAGAAAGAAAAUAUUCUUCUUCUUCUUCUUCUCGAUUCUUCAUCAAUGGCCAAGCUAUUGCCAUUGCCAUUGAUUCUCCACAUUUUCUCACUUUUCUUCGUACCGGAGGUCACAUCUACGAGCUUCACUUUAGUGAACAAAUGCGACUACACAGUUUGGCCGGGAAUUCUCUCCAACGCCGGAGUUCCUCCGCUCCCCACCACCGGCUUCGUUCUCCAGAAGGGUGAGACGCGUAUGAUCAACGCGCCGUCGUCGUGGGGCGGUCGUUUCUGGGGCAGGACCCUCUGCUUCACCGACUCCGCCACCGGGAAAUUCUCCUGCGCCACCGGAGACUGCGGCUCCGGAAAACUCGAGUGCUCUGGCGCCGGCGCAGCCCCUCCGGCGUCACUCGCCGAGUUCACCCUCGACGGAUCCGGCGGACUCGACUUCUAUGAUGUCAGCCUCGUCGACGGCUACAACCUCCCUAUGCUCGUCGCCCCUCAAGGCGGCUCCGGCGACAACUGCACUUCCACCGGCUGCAUCGUCGACCUGAACGGUUCCUGCCCGUCGGAGCUCCGCGUCUCCUCCGUCGGCGGAGGGGAGAAAUCUCCGGAGGCCAUGGCGUGUAAGAGCGCGUGUGAGGCUUUCCGGCGACCGGAGUACUGCUGCAGCGGCGCAUAUGCAUCGCCGGACACUUGCAAGCCAUCGUCGUACUCGCAGAUCUUCAAGAGCGCGUGCCCACGCGCCUACAGCUACGCCUACGACGACAAGACCAGCACAUUCACAUGCGCCAAGUCCCCGGAUUACGUCAUCACCUUCUGCCCAUCUCCCAACACCAGUCAGAAAUCAUUACAAGGACAGGGCACGGAGCCGACGGGAACGUCGCCGGCUACUCAGACUCCGACGACAACGGCGACGUGGUCGCCGAUGGAUACUUCGAUGAUCUACGAAGGUGCUUUUGACGAGAGCGGUGCAUCGUCACCGUCCACGUGUCGAUUGAGUAUCUCGACCCGUGCCGGCACGCUUGCUCUCUUGCUGGCAUUUUGUCGGGUAUGGCGGCUGUUCUGACCAUUCAGUGACUGCCACGUGGUGACCAAUGAUUGGGCCCCCCAUGUGACUUCCGGAAUGCUACGUGGAUUGAGUCAUAGUUGAAAGGCACACCGGGAAAGUUUGUUGAUAGUUUAAUUUACCAAAAUACCCCCUUCCCUUUCGGGGUGAGGAAGCGGAACACGUGGGGGUGAGAAUGGGGGGAUAAUAAGAAUUGUAUUUUGUUUUUUAAUUAAAAAUAUAUGAUUAGGAUUAUCGGUUAAACUCUGUAUAAUUAGUUUGUUUAAUUUAAUUAUUGGCGUAGUAGGUGGCGAUGUUAUUCAUA